GGUGAAGGGGCAUAAAACAUAGAUUUUGGAGUUUUGGUGCAAAGGAGGUGCCUCGCAGUCCACCACACGACCACAGCUAUGAACUACAAUCCUCCACAAAUUCUUCUUCCUUCCUCUUUCCUUUUCUCUCUCUAAUUUCUCAUCUCUCUCUCUCUCUCUCUCUCUCUCUAACUCAGCAACCAAAUUCAGAGAAGGGAAGAAACAAUGGUUGCAGGUGAAAGAAGAUGACCAAAACAGGGUUAUGCAUCUUCCAUGGCCACUCAUUGUGCUUAUUAUGUAUUUCCACCAUCGCCACUGAGGACCUUGAACAAAACCACAACUUUUGUCUCCCCAAAAAAACCCAAUAAGUCUGUUUUGCUUUCUUCCAUCAGCAACAACACAGACUCCUACAAUGCCUUUGUUUCUGAGGCCGCUAGUCUUUUGGGUCCAGCGAGAUUCGAAGCCUCCAAACUAAAAGUUGAAUUUAUGGGAGAAGAGAUGAAUAAUUAUGUUGGAAUCACCCCGAGAACAUAUAUCCUAUCUCACUGUGACUUCACAGCUAACCUGACCUUAAAGAUCUCCAAUGUCAUCAACCUCGAUCAGCUAAAAGGAUGGUACAGCAAGGAUGACGUCGUUGCAGAAUGGAAAAAGGUGAAUGGUGAAAUGUGCCUGCAUAUCCAUUGCUAUGUGAGCGGUCCCAAUAUGCUUAACCUGGCUGCCGAGUUCAGAUAUCACAUCUUUUCCAAAGAAAUGCCUUUGGUACUCAAAGCUGUGUUACAUGGAGACUCGCUACUUUUCAGAGAGCAUCCCGAACUACCGAAUGCUUUGGUUCGGGUUUACUUUCAUUCUAGUUUGAAGAAGUACAACAGAAUUGAAUGCUGGGGCCCUCUCAAGGAUGCUGUAGAGGGAAGACAAGGGGAUCACACCAAACGAAUAGCUGCACGUACAGAUUCUUCCCAUCCUCGGGACAAGUGGGGAACGCCAAAAUCCAUAUUUCAAGUUCUAUUUGCAUUCCUUCUUUGAUUCUUUGAAGUCAAUUGCGUACAAAACAUAACCUUGAAAGUUUUUAAUACCUUUAAGGCUCUGCGACUUCAACAGCCAAUGCCAGAGGAAGAGAAGGACUCGGUUUUCGUGUGUAAAGUUCAAAGAAUUGUUUGUGAAGUCUCAUAAGGCCAAAUGCUCAUGUUGCUAUAACGCACAGAUUGUUUGGGGGGACAUGUAACUGAUUCAAAAUAAUUUCUGCGACUAAGACCAAUUUGUUCAUGCGUUAAUUCAAUGGCAAAUGUCUUUGUUCCUUGACA
Molecule: messenger RNA, 1280 nt
Organism: Malus domestica (apple)
Lineage: Eukaryota; Viridiplantae; Streptophyta; Magnoliopsida; Rosales; Rosaceae
Product: magnesium dechelatase SGRL, chloroplastic
Source: RefSeq, a predicted model, not a curated record